Messenger RNA from Carassius carassius (crucian carp), 4969 nucleotides. RefSeq names its product neuroligin 3b (gene nlgn3b). Bases 941 to 3475 code for a protein of 844 amino acids. The record is from RefSeq and is a predicted model, not a curated record. Gene Ontology annotation, molecular function: neurexin family protein binding; signaling receptor activity. Gene Ontology annotation, cellular component: cell surface; postsynaptic specialization membrane; synapse. The transcript is spliced from 8 exons. NCBI's taxonomy places the organism in Eukaryota, Metazoa, Chordata, Actinopteri, Cypriniformes, Cyprinidae. Gene Ontology annotation, biological process: presynaptic membrane assembly; synaptic vesicle endocytosis; chemical synaptic transmission.
AAACGAACAAGCCCGAGUAAUAAGAGAAAUUCUCCGAUGCUGGUGAAUAAUAAAAGAAAUGGGGAUAGUUAUGAAAAUAGCGUAAAUUGGAUUGUGUUCGAGUGUACGCGGUUUCUGAUUGAACAAUGAACGCUGGUCUAAUGCGCCGCAUUGCUUGUAUAUGGGAAACAGAAAGGAUAAAAGGAUGAGGUUUUGAAAGGGAAAUAUUUGCAUUUUCCAUCUUUUUUUCUGAUGUAAAUUUAACGCCGUUUUCGUUCUCUCGUCUGCAUCGUGAAAACUCGCAAUCUUAAGUGGGUGAGCAGAGAGAGGAAGAGAAUUAUCAUUCGAAUAACCUCAAAGCCACGGUUUGCUGCUGCGUCUGGACUGGGGGAUCUCGUUAAUCAUAGUCAUUAGAUGGCCGUGAACAGUCGGCUUUGUAAUUCUACUCUAUGCCAGACUACAUCAACUUAUUCGCAUCUGUUUGAAAACACCUCUCCAGCAGCAGCGUUGUUUAGCGGUUUUACAGGCCCGUCUUCGAGAGGUACACCCGGGGGUCGAGUCGUUCUCUUCUUGCUCAAUACACGCUGAUAUAAUAAUAAUCACGGCCGCUGCGCGCGUGAAUUAAAGCUGCAGUUCAUCACCUGUUGGAAAGGUAACGGCAGCGCACGCUGGUCAGAGAUCAGCGUCGAGGCCGAAGCGAGAACCUUACCGAGUCCAAGUUGUCAUGGUUUUUGCUGAAAGGAUCUGCAUGCUGGAAAAAUGAACAGCUUCACCUGCUGAAAUCAUCAACCGAUAUGGAGCACUUGGUGGUGCACACCUGGCUAUGGAGCUGCCCACUGGAUCUGCUUAAUGCGCUUGUUUGUUUUUGAGCACUAGAAAGUGAUUGUGUCAAAGCAGAGAGCGUCACUGAGCUACAGACAGAGAUUUAUCAGUGUGAACGUGUGUGCUGUUAAGAGGGACCAUGUGGCAUGCACAGUCAGCAACUUAUUGGCCGCUUACCCACCUGCUCUGCCGACCUCUGAACUUUGCACUGUGUUGGCUUCUUGUUUGGUUGAUGUGGUCAGUCUCCAUGGUGACAGCACUCACCUACCAGCCCACAGUAAACACAGCACUUGGCAGACUAAGGGGGAUGCGGGUGGCUGUGGCUACGGAGGGUCUGGGACCUGUUGAUCAGUACCUGGGUGUGCCUUACGCUGCCCCACCUGUAGGAGAGAAACGUUUUAUGCCACCUGACGCUCCGUCGGCCUGGUCCGGCGUACGGAACGCCACCCGCUUCCCUCCUGUCUGCCCACAGACCGUUCGUAAUGCAGUGCCCGACAUCAUGAUGCCUGUCUGGGCCACGUACAACCUUGACACAGUCGCUACGUACCUGCAGGAGCAGAGUGAGGACUGCCUGUACCUUAAUAUAUAUGUACCCACACAAAGCGGUACAAAGAGAACGGGUGACAUGUCAGCUGACACAGAGCGUUCAGAGGAUGAUGGGCUAAGGGAUUCUCGAGAUGACCCACGUCCUGUGAUGCUGUUUAUUCAUGGUGGCUCGUACAUGGAGGGCACGGGGAACAUUAUGGAUGGUAGUGUGCUGGCUAGCUACGGCAAUGUCAUCGUCAUAACCCUCAACUACAGGGUGGGGAUAUUAGGGUUUUUAAGCACAGGUGACCAGGCCGCUAAAGGGAAUUAUGGUCUCUUGGAUCAGAUUCAAGCUCUCCGCUGGAUCAACAAGAAUAUUGGCUAUUUCGGCGGUGAUCCGGGCCGCGUGACCGUGUUUGGCUCAGGAAUCGGAGCAUCCUGCGUCAGUUUGCUCACUCUUUCACACCAUUCUGAAGGUUUGUUUCACAGAGCAAUCAUUCAGAGUGGCUCAGCACUGUCCAGUUGGUCAGUGAACUAUCAGCCUGUGAAAUACACACGUCUCCUUGCAGAGCGUGUUGGCUGUAAUGUCCUUGACACACAAGAUCUGGUCCUCUGCAUGCAGAAGCGUAGCUACAGGGAGCUGGUGGAGCAGGAAAUUCAGCCAGCACGCUUCCAUGUGGCCUUUGGCCCUGUCAUCGAUGGUGACCUCAUCCCAGAUGACCCUGAAGUGCUCAUGGAGCAGGGCGAGUUCCUUAACUAUGACAUCAUGUUGGGCGUUAACCAGGGGGAAGGAUUCCGCUUUGUAGAGGGCGUGGUGGAACCAGAAGAGGGUGGAGUUUCUGGCUCGGAUUUUGACUUCACGGUAUCCGAUUUUGUAGACGGUCUCUACGGUUAUCCAGAAGGGAAGGACACUCUCAGAGAAACCAUAAAGUUCAUGUAUACAGACUGGGCUGAUCGAGACAAUCCCGAAACUCGUCGUAAAACCCUCGUGGCCAUGUUUACGGAUCACCAGUGGGUGGAGCCAGCUGUGGUGACGGCUGACCUGCAUGCACGUUACGGUUCUCCGACCUUCUUCUAUGCAUUCUACCAUCACUGCCAGAGCCCCAUGAAGCCUCCAUGGGCGGAUGCCGCACAUGGUGAUGAACUGCCCUAUGUGUUUGGCAUUCCACUUAUUGGUCCAACAGAACUCUUCCCCUGCAACUUCUCCCGCAAUGAUAUCAUGCUGAGUGCCGUCGUCAUGACCUACUGGACCAAUUUUGCAAAGACCGGGGAUCCAAACAAGCCAGUUCCUCAGGACACUAAGUUCAUCCACACCAAGGCAAACCGUUUUGAAGAAGUGACAUGGGCCAAGUACAGUCCUCAUGAUCAGCUAUAUCUGCAUAUUGGGCUGAAGCCUCGUGUCCGGGAUCAUUAUCGAGCUACUAAAGUGGCCUUCUGGAAGCAUCUGGUACCUCAUCUGUACAACCUGCAUGACAUGUUCCACUACACAUCCACCACCACACGGGUCCCACCUCUUCUGACCACACACAGUUCCCACAGUGCCACACCUCGCCCGGGGGGUAAUAAGGCUCGUACCCCUGGUAAACAGACCCCCCAGUCCACAGCACGCAGUGGGCCGCUGGUUAUCGCAAACCCACGCGAUUACUCCACAGAGCUGAGCGUCACGAUUGCCGUCGGAGCUUCGCUUCUCUUUCUCAACGUCCUGGCCUUCGCUGCGCUCUACUAUCGCAAGGACAAACGGAGCCGUCAGGACACGCCCCCUCAGCCCGCACAGCGCCAGACCCCGCCCAAUGACCUCAGCUACACGCCCACCUCCAUCUCAGGGGGUAACCAGGAGGAAGAGUCCCUGUGCAACCCUCUCCGUCUGACCCCUGCAUCAUCUCCGCGGGAUUAUGCCCUCACGCUCCGCCGCUCGCCAGAUGACAUCCCACUCAUGACCCCCAGUUCUGUCGCAAUGACGCCGAACAGCGGCACUAUGACACCCAACACGGUCACCUUGACGCCCAAUAGUGUUACAAUGACGCCCAACACCAUUACCAUGUCACCCAAUUCUUUGAUGGGGUAUCCCAGCAUGCACCCUUACAACACUUUCACGCAUGGAUACAACUCCACCACCCUGCCUCACCCACACUCCACAACACGUGUAUAACAUGCAACAGAAACUCCACACGCCGACACGCAGCACCCACAUCCCACAAAUCCUUAUUACUGUAAACCAGAUCAAGCCGGUGCAAACUGUUCACCAGUAUUCAAAAGUAUAAUAGCAGGUGAACCCAAUUCAUAACAUGAGCACAAUCACCUAGAAUGAAUCAGUUUGGCCCAUCAGUAUAAACUAGAAGGAAGAGUCACCGCAGCACACUAACAUUAAGAGUUCAGCUCAGUAUGAACGCACUGCUUCAUACGCGUCUGACUUUUGUCAACUUUCACGUUAUAUGACUAGUUAAGAUACUUCUGUGUGGAAUAAGAUGGGAAAAUGGAGCAGUUGUAGUACCGCUGCCUCCUCUAGGUGGUGAAGAAAGACUCUUAACAACCCCGCAGGUGGUUUGAUCCGCAGGAACAGUAGGGGGCGCUGCAGUCCCAUCAGUGGUUCACCAUUACGAACCAACCAAGCACUUAUUCUAAGAUAUGUAAUAAUAAUAACCUGUAAUAACAAACAUAUUAAUGGCUAUUGUACAGUAUAACAUAUAUUAACGUCAAUGUACAGACAGCUUUUUUGAAUGUGUCAGAAAAAUAAUAUUUCUAAUCGUUUUUAAAAUCAGAUUAUAUCCAUAGCAAGGAAGAUUAUUUGAAGCCCGAUUGAUUUUGAAUCCAUUUUUUUCUUUCUUUAUAAACACAAAAAUGUACUAUUUUAUACCACAUCUCUCUCUUUUUUUCUCUUGCUUUCUGUCUUUCUACCGCCCCCCUCUAUCUAUGAACGUUGUGCAUUUUAAUUGUGGUAUAAUCUCUUCAUUUAGUUGUAGAUUACGCAAAUGGAUCACACUGAGUAUUUUAAAGAGCAGAAUGCGUGCGACGAUUAUUCAUGAGCGCGAGAGAGCGGAUGUGAAAAUUUUUCAAGUGAAGCAUCUUUAAAUCAUUUGUGUCUUGCUAAAUGUUAUCAUUUUGUGAAAACGCUUUUCGAUUAUUUGAAAUGUGUAUUGUAUCUGAGUUUGUUUUGUGAAGUUGAUUUGAAAGCAUUGCGUUUCUUUUUCUGUAUUUAUCAGUGGUAUGACGUCACUCAUGCAGUAGUAUGACAUCACUCAUGCUGUGAUAUUACAUCACUCGCGCCGUGACAGGACAUACAUUGCUGAGAAUUUACGAUGUUAAUCUUUUCUAUAAAACAUGAAUGUGGUGAUUUGUACUGAAUACAGGGCUUCUCUGAAGGUCGUUCUAAAAGAUUGUGUUUACUUACUAUGGAGCUGCACAGAGUUUGCACAGGGGAUACGCUCGUGUAAUCAUGGGGUCAUAUCCUGCCAGAUGGUUAGAUUCUCUACGUUGCCCAUACUAACCAGCCCACCAUGAGUUUUGCGAUAGAGUUUCCUUGGUAACCAGCAACGUGUUUGUGUGAAAGUGCAACAGCUUUAUAAAAAAGAAUUUGCAGUAUUUACUACCAUUUGAGUUCAUCUGGACUUUAAAGAGGAAACACGAUGGCAAAUGAAGCGUGGAG